Messenger RNA from Astyanax mexicanus (Mexican tetra), 2325 nucleotides. It is a transcript of the gene hnrpkl, whose product is annotated as heterogeneous nuclear ribonucleoprotein K, like. Lineage: Eukaryota; Metazoa; Chordata; Actinopteri; Characiformes; Acestrorhamphidae. Gene Ontology annotation, biological process: regulation of mRNA splicing, via spliceosome; regulation of transcription by RNA polymerase II. The coding region runs from base 161 to 1459 and encodes 432 amino acids. Gene Ontology annotation, molecular function: mRNA binding. The record is from RefSeq and is a predicted model, not a curated record. Gene Ontology annotation, cellular component: cytoplasm; nucleus. The transcript has 16 exons.
GACCAAUCAGCGAAUAGGGCGGAGCUUCUUGUGCAUUUGCAAUGAAAUCGGGACAGAAGGCGGAGGAUUUCUGCUGAAAUACUGGAGUGAGGAACGGGGUGCGCGCAGAGAGACACAAGGAGAGGAGAGCCCGUUCAAUUUUUCCCGUUGGUAAUAGACAAUGGAGACAGAAAUUGAGCAGCAGGAAGAAGAGACAACAUUUAGCAACACUGACACAAACGGCAAGCGCCCCGCUGAGGACAUGGAUGAGGAACAAGCAUUCAAACGCUCCCGCAAUACAGACGAGAUGGUGGAGUUAAGAGUUCUACUGCAGAGCAAAAAUGCAGGUGCUGUUAUUGGGAAGGGUGGCAAAAAUAUUAAAGCCCUUCGGACAGAUUACAAUGCCAGUGUAUCAGUCCCAGACAGCAGUGGCCCAGAGCGCAUCCUGAGUGUGAGUGCAGAUAUCGAGACCAUUGGAGAGAUUCUUUUGAAGAUCAUCCCUACUCUUGAGGAGUACCAGCACUACAAUGGUAUUGACUUUGAUUGUGAGCUCCGCCUGCUAAUUCAUCAGAGUUUGGCCGGAGGGAUCAUUGGUGUCAAAGGUGCCAAGAUUAAGGAACUGAGAGAGAAUACACAGACCACCAUAAAACUUUUCCAGGAGUGCUGCCCACAUUCAACUGACCGUGUGGUUUUAGUUGGAGGCAAACCUCAGCGGGUGGUGGAGUGCAUCAAAGUCAUCCUUGAAUUGACAUCAGAGGCCCCUAUUAAAGGACGUGCCCAACCAUAUGACCCAAACUUCUACGAUGAAACGUAUGACUAUGGUGGCUUCACCAUGAUGUUUGAGGAGAGGGGGCGACGGCCAAUGGGAGGCUUCCCAAUGCGUGGGCGUGGAGGAUUUGACCGCAUGCCUCCUGGACGUGGUGGUCGGCCAAUGCCUCCCUCCAGGAGGGACUAUGACGAUAUGAGUCCCCGUCGCGGGCCACCCCCACCCCCACCAGGUAGAGGAGGCCGAGGGGGAAGCCGUGCCCGAAAUCUUCCCCUGCCUCCUCCUCCACCACCCAGAGGAGGAGGUGACCGGUUUUCUCACCAGAGUUAUCAUGGCAGUUUAGACGACAGACCUAAUGACCGAAGGGGAAGACCUGGAGACCGUUAUGAAAGCAUGAGUGGAGGUGGAUAUGACAACAACUCUUCUUGGGAGCCCUUCCAGUCCGGUGGUCGAGGUUCAUACAGUGACAUUGGUGGUCCUGUCAUCACAACGCAAGUGACUAUUCCUAAAGAUCUGGCAGGCUCUAUCAUUGGGAAAGGAGGGCAGAGGAUCAAGCAGAUCCGUCAUGAGUCAGGAGCCUCUAUCAAAAUUGAUGAGCCUCUAGAGGGUUCGGAGGACCGCAUAAUCACUAUCACAGGAACACAGGACCAGAUUCAGAAUGCCCAGUAUCUACUGCAGAACAGUGUGAAGCAGUACUCGGGUCGGUUCUUCUAGAGGACGGCGAGCGAAGCCAAACUGCCAUACCCGUUUUACUUCAGCUUCUUUUCAGAGUCUACAUUCCUCUGCUUCUCGGGUAGAUGUGCUCCUUGCCACUCUUCUAACAUCUUAAAAUAUUUUUUUUUUCUUAUGGGGAGGUGUCUCAAAAAAGCAGCAGAAAGAGUGGAUCCUUUUAAUAAUUAUCCUUCCCUCCCCCUGUUUUUGCACGCAGUGAUUAGAUUUUUCUUUUUAUGAAUUUUUAUCCGCUGUUAACCUUACCAGAGCUGCAUGCCAAUCCAAUGUGCCAUGCAGAAUGUGUUGCUUUUUUCUUUUAUUUUUUUGGAAUUGAAAAUAUAUAUAUAUAAUUUUAUAUAAUUUUCCCCCAGUUUUGUUGAUUGUUUUUGAAAGACAGGAUCCUGUCUCAAACUGUAAAUAUUCAGUCAUCAUUCGGUGAGUUUUAAUAUCAGUAGUCUUAUUUAAUGGUUGAACAACUACAAUGGUUCAGAGAAAGGGCAAAUUGGAGCUGGAGCAUGGAUUCAUCCCUGACAAGAUUUCUUUUUCCCCAUGCUUUCUAAUCCACUCUUGGAGAGAGACUGACUUUGUACUUUAAUUGAUUACCGGGAUCCAUUUAAUCUUGCUGAUGCUUGUUUUGUACGUCUGUUUGUAAGCAUUUUUAACAUUUUAGAUGGGAUCUUUCUAGACACUAGUCAGCUGGAGGAGAAUCAACGUUUAUCUAUAAAGAUUUGUGGCAGGUCUCCCUAUGUUCUCAUCUUUCUCUUGCGCGCUCUCUCUAUCUUUCUCUCUGUCUCUUUUUCUCCCCCCUGGUGUCUGUAGAAUGUGCUGCAAGUCUGAAUAAUAAAGUCUGUGCCACCUUUUAUUAAUAA